CAGCGGCGCGGCGGAGCGGUUGUGCACCAAGGACGCAGAGGCCAGGGCGCUCAUCCCUCCGGAGAGUUCGCCUGGAGCUCAGCCCGGGAAAGGCAGCUCGGUGAAAUUCGAGGUCUUCUGCCGAUGAGGAGGACGCGUUGAUCAGCUAGGGAUUAAAUGCAGUAAAUGAGGCUUUCUUUUCAACGCAAACGGUCGACUGACUGCACGCCAGACAGGGCAAGGUUUCCGACACGGAACAAGGAGCUUUGGGGUUUGGAAACUGAAGUUUUUUUGGAUUGCCCCGGCAGGAACGACUGAAUAUAUCCAGUCUCGUUUCAUUUUAACGGACCAAUUGGACUAAUCUGUUUGAUUUCAGAUAAACAAUUUAUUGUGAUUUCUACUAACUGUGAAAAGGAUUACCGACAGCACGGGUGGCCAGCGCCCGGCGGACGCGUGGGUGUGAGUGUUCGGCGCGUGCGCGUGCGUGUGCGUGUGUGUGUGGCAGCGCUGAGCCGGGACCAUGCGUGGGUGCACGGAGGAUGCGUGAGUCUGGUCUCCGUGGUGAGGAUGCGUGAGUCUGGUCUCCGUGGUGAGGACCGGCGGCCCCGCGCCGCCCCAGCUGGGACGAUGGCGCUCUGCCUCUUCCUUCAACUCUCCUCCCUCAUCCCUGCCUCCAUACAUAGUGCCCGCCUCCCCUCGGCACACACCACAGACUGGCCGUCGAGCGAGGCCGAGUCCGAGUCCGAGGUUUUCCUGGAGGAUUCGGCGGUGGUGCCGGGAGAGACGCUGGACCUCCCCUGCACGCCGCAUCACUUCCUGCUGCCCGUCGUGUGGCAGAAGGACGGCGGCGACGUGUUGCCCAGCAACCGCACGCGACUGGGCCAGAGGGUGCUGCACAUCAUCAACGUCUCCUAUGAGGACUCGGGUGUCUACUCCUGCAGAGACGCCCACAGCAAAACGCUGCUCAGCAACUACACUGUCAGGGUCACGGAUUCUCUCUCAUCUGGUGAUGAUGAAGACUACGAUGAAGAGCCAGACGAUGCAGGUAAUGGAAAUGAAGUGCCAUAUUGGACCCGCCCAGAGCGAAUGGAGAAGAAGCUAUUGGCUGUCCCUGCUGCCAAUACAGUGAAGUUCCGCUGUGCUGCUGCUGGCAACCCCACACCCACCAUCCACUGGCUGAAGAACGGGAAAGAGUUUAAAGGCGAACAGAGGAUGGGUGGGAUUAAGCUGAGGCAUCUACAGUGGAGUUUGGUGAUGGAGAGUGCAGUUCCAUCAGACAGAGGGAACUAUACCUGCGUAGUGCAGAACAAAUAUGGGACCAUCACACACACUUACCAGCUCGACGUGCUAGAGCGCUCCCCUCACCGGCCCAUCCUGCAGGCAGGCCUGCCGGCCAAUCAGACGGUGGUGGUGGGCAGCGAUGUGGAGUUCCACUGUAAGGUGUACAGUGACGCCCAGCCUCACAUCCAGUGGCUUAAACACAUCGAAGUGAACGGCAGUCGCUACGGCCCCAACGGCACCCCCUACGUCACCGUCCUCAAGACUGCUGGCAUUAACACUACGGAUAAGGAGCUGGAGGUUCUCUUCCUGACCAACGUGUCCUUUGAGGAUGCGGGCGAGUACACCUGCCUGGCAGGGAACUCAAUCGGCUUUGCCUAUCACUCUGCCUGGCUUACCGUUUUACCAGCCGUGGAACUGGAGCCAGAGGAAGACUACGCUGACUUCCUCAUCUACGGGACGGGCUGCGUGCUCUUCGUCCUCACCGUGAUCAUCAUUGUCCUCUGUCGCAUGCGAAUGAACACGCAGAAGACACUGCCUACACCCCCUGUGCAGAAGCUCUCAAAAUUCCCCCUGAAGAGACAGCAGGUGUCCUUGGACUCCAACUCCUCCAUGAAUUCCAACACGCCGCUGGUGAGGAUUGCCCGGCUGUCUUCCAGCGACGGACCCACGCUGCCCAACGUCUCCGAGCUGGAACUGCCCUCCGACCCCAAAUGGGAGUUUCCUCGCACGAGGCUAACACUGGGCAAAGCUCUUGGAGAAGGCUGCUUUGGCCAGGUGGUGAUGGCAGAAGCCAUUGGGAUCGAUAAAGAGAAACCCAACAAGCCUCUCACAGUGGCUGUCAAGAUGCUCAAAGAUGACGGCACAGAUAAGGACUUGUCUGACCUGGUGUCUGAGAUGGAGAUGAUGAAGAUGAUCGGGAAACACAAGAACAUCAUCAACCUGCUUGGAGCAUGCACACAGGAUGGUCCUCUCUAUGUGCUGGUUGAGUACGCCUCUAAAGGCAACCUGAGGGAGUACCUGCGGGCACGCAGACCCCCAGGCAUGGACUAUUCGUUCGACACCUGUAAGAUUCCCCAUGAGACGCUCACCUUCAAAGACCUGGUGUCCUGCGCUUACCAGGUGGCCAGAGGCAUGGAGUACCUGGCCUCCCAGAAGUGUAUCCACAGGGACCUGGCCGCCAGGAACGUGCUGGUGACAGACGAUAACGUGAUGAAGAUCGCCGAUUUCGGACUGGCCAGAGAUGUGCACAACAUAGACUACUACAAGAAGACCACCAAUGGUCGUCUGCCCGUUAAAUGGAUGGCACCGGAGGCGCUGUUCGACCGGGUCUACACACACCAGAGUGACGUCUGGUCCUACGGAGUGCUGCUGUGGGAGAUCUUCACGCUGGGCGGCUCUCCAUACCCCGGCAUCCCCGUGGAGGAACUCUUCAAGCUCCUAAAGGAGGGCCACCGCAUGGACAAGCCGGCCAACUGCACCCACGAGCUGUAUAUGAUCAUGCGUGAGUGCUGGCAUGCCGUUCCGUCUCAGAGGCCCACGUUCAGACAGCUGGUGGAGGAUCAUGACAGAGUGCUCUCCAUGACAUCUACUGACGAAUACCUGGACCUCUCGGUACCAUUUGAGCAGUACUCCCCCACCUGUCCGGACUCCAACAGCACCUGCUCCUCUGGGGAUGACUCCGUGUUUGCUCACGACCCCUUGCCAGACGAGCCCUGCCUGCCCAAACACCACCACAGCAACGGCAUCAUACGGACAUAGAUGACCCAAACACCAUAGCAACGACGUCAUACAGACAUAGAUGACCCAAACACUACAUGAAUUACAUCGUACAGAUAUAGAUGGCCUAAAUACCACAGGAGUGACAUCAUACAGACAAAAACACUAUAACUAGUAAUGGCAUUAUGUAGACAUAAGCGCCAUAAACAGACAGAGUGCCCCAGGGUCAAAGUGACCCUACUUUCAGGCGACCCCGCCAUGAGAACUCUUUAGAGUGAGCUGGCCUUAGUACACCACACACAGCACUUCUGCAUCGCCCACAGACCUCUGCCACUGACCAGGUGAGCUCACAGUCAAGAGGUCAACAGAUAGAAAACGCCGUGCGUCCGGAAUCUGAACUGCACAGACACCAAGGACGGACACCGCUGCUCACCCUCGUCUUUCUGCUCCUCUUCCUCCUCCAGACCCAAUGUUUCAAAAGAGAAUUCCUAUUUUUCUACUUGGCCAGUUGUUGUUGUUUUUUUAUUUGUUGUUGUUGUUGUUUGUUUUUUUAAAUGACUCUCAGCAUUUUGAGGGGUGAAGCCAUUCCGUGCCUACAAGCACAGCCACGGCUGGGCGGGACAGCGAGGGAGGAGCACUCUGGAGCGGUACACACUGUGCCCUUCCGCACAUGACAGCGAGGAGCUUUGGGAAGAAGUGCUGUUUACCACGAACAUGCGAGAAUACUUCACGAGAAUCAGACUCAAUCCAUUACUUACAAACACAUGGCCAGUUUUGUGUUUUUAUCUUCUGUUACCAUCAUAAAGAACUUUUGUCAAGGCAUUCUUUCAAGGAGAAGAAAGGUUUAGAUGUGAGAUUUCAUUUAAGGAAAUAUAAUUGUGUGCUUUGUAUGUAACUAAAUUUUCUAUUGUAAAUAUAUAGAUAUAAAUAUGUAUCAUAUUGCAGUAAACAGCAGUGUAUGUAAGAGGAAAUAAUUGAUUUUUUAAAAUUAGUUUUAAGAAAGGAAACAAUGCAUUGCGAAUGAGUGUACACUGUUGAGGUCAUGUAAACAUUUAAUCUUAAAAAGCAAAACGAAAGUUUAUUUGAAUUAACAUGUAUAUUUGUAAAGCUAUUUAUAGACUUAACAUAAGGAUUUAAGAUCUAAAGUUAUAGACUAGGGUUUUGGUACUGUAAACAAAGGGUUUUCUGUUCAGAUUUUAAUUUUGUAAGUUAUUUACCGCCAAGGUGCAACUUUUCCUAGAUGGUGGAUUUGGUUUUGUUUUCAGCUUUUUUUUCUAUCUUUGUGGGGGUUUUGUUGUGUUGUUCAAGCUCUUUCUUCACAGUGACAAGAAUGUACAAAACACUAUUGGCAAUAUAUGUACCAGUGUAUCCCAACAACCCAGAAGCAGGGUGUUCAGACGUGAACAGAGGACGCCAAAUGUUUUACGUUGUUUUGACUGUGAUCUCAGUGUUCAGUCCUGAAAUAUGAGGACCACGUGUGGUUUUCCACAGAGAGGAAAAUGUCCCCUGAUGCACAAAGUGUAGAACAUAGCACUUGUCAUAGUUUAACAAUCAUUAGAAACAUUAAUUUCUUAGCAUUUAUCCUUUAUUACAACCCCUAAAAAGCAAUUAGAGCAAGACAGAUUUUUUUUUUCUAUUUAUUCCGUGCAGCUACAGGUAAAGUAUUACAGGAGACUAAAGUAUUACAGCAGGGACAGCUCUCUCUUACCUGUGUGGUCUCGUGUGUUGCUCUUUGAUAUGAAGGAAUGCUUUAUGGUUAAAACCUAAACAGCAUGAACUAAGACAGUAGUAACUCUGGUCAAACUGUGUUAGACUGGUGUGUUUUAUGUAUGCUUCUGCUUUGUUUGUUUGUUUGUUUGGUUGGUUGGUUGGUUGGUUGGUUGGUUGGUUGGUUGGUUUUGGCUGUCUCCUGUCUGCUCUGGCAGAGGCUGUUAAACAUUCAGUAGCUCCGAGGUAAUCUUCCACCGCUGUGUUUGUAAAGUGCCAAACUCUUCAUCUUCCUACUCACGUUAAAUGGGCACAGGUCUUUUUUUUUUGUUGUUAUUCAGUUUGAGAGUACAUUGCUGUCACACUGGUGUCCCUGGCCAUGCGAAUCUAAAGGACGGGAUGUCUCGGUUGUGUCUCAGGGUGUCCUUUGACCACAGCGCUCGAACUCGGAACAGUUCACCGGCAAUAAUCUACGAAGGGUCAAAGGAUGAGGCAAUAAGGUGUUGUGCGUGCUGCUAAAAACAAGAAAACUGUAGAUUUGAUAACUGAAGUGUUAAAAGUGUUUCUCUAUCGUCUCAGAUUGUUAUUGGCCCAUUUUCCUGUCCAUCAAGUGCCUGGCCCCGAGGGAGGGUUCGAUGUUUUGAUAGAGGUUUUGAAUGUACAGCAGCAGGGACAUAUGCGGGGUGUUUCCUGAGAUAUGUUUUGUAAGGCACUUCUUUACUGUCAUCCGACACAUUCAUAGGGAUGUUCCAUCUCUUCUUUCUUCAGGCCAUUUCCUCAGAGGAGAGAGCGCUGGAUGGUUAACGCCUGUUUUUUUUUUGGUUUUUUUGAGAGUUGCCACCUCAGUCCUUGGAACGCGCUCUCUCCUGGCUCACUUCUGUUUGACCUUUAACCUCCGUCUCUUACUCUACUACUGAAUCCCCCAGCACUCUUGAAAGCAGCAAGGUCCUCUCUCCUCCUGCUCAAAAAUCCACAUUAUUUAUUUCAAUCUAUUUAUCAUUGUUUCUUUCUUUAGAUUUACAAAUUCUUUACGCCAAGAAGUGUUUUGGGGUUGGAGACAGUUCACUCCCAGUGACCUGGAAAAUGUUUACAUUUACUUUCUAACAGCUCUUUGACACAUGGUUUGUCUUGCCUUUGUUGAACUGAAUGAUUAGCAAUAUGGUCUGAUGGCCAUCCGUUUGAGGUUCAUGUUGAGAUUUCUCUUUUAGCUCUAUUUGAUAGGGCCAUUCAGCUGUUAUUAGAAAAAAAGCUAAGUUCAAUUAUAGGUUUAUUCUGCAAAUGAUUACUACAUAUCAAGUAGAUUUUAUAGGAGUGAGAGGUUUGUUUUAAAUAGAAGCGAAAGCAAUCGUUGCAGUACCUCACAAAAGAUAGUCAAACAAUGCAUUCCAGGUAGAUGUUCUCGUGCUAUGUUUUAAGGGAAUGAGUUUGGUUGGAAUUCAAGUACCCAGGUCAUCUAGGAGCCAUCUAGUCCUCUUUUAACAGAAAAUGGGGAAACUGAUUUUACUGAGUUUACUAACCAUUUGAUAUGAAUACCUUCUUUUCAUCUGAAUCUGCUUUCUGGAACAUUCCGUUGUAAUUCAGUUCCACUUCACAGAGGUGGUAUGCUUAGGACUCUCACAACCCGCAGUCUGUGCCUGACAGAACUUUGCUGUCGAUCGAAACAUUUUCAAUAAACACUACAAAAUUGA
Electrophorus electricus (electric eel) is the source of this 6371-nucleotide messenger RNA. RefSeq names its product fibroblast growth factor receptor 3 (gene fgfr3). Gene Ontology annotation, molecular function: ATP binding; fibroblast growth factor receptor activity; fibroblast growth factor binding. Lineage: Eukaryota; Metazoa; Chordata; Actinopteri; Gymnotiformes; Gymnotidae. Gene Ontology annotation, cellular component: signaling receptor complex; plasma membrane. Gene Ontology annotation, biological process: fibroblast growth factor receptor signaling pathway; positive regulation of cell population proliferation; positive regulation of MAPK cascade. The record is from RefSeq and is a predicted model, not a curated record.